Messenger RNA from Paraphaeosphaeria sporulosa, 1432 nucleotides. RefSeq names its product NADP-dependent alcohol dehydrogenase C. The transcript has a single exon. The record is from RefSeq and is a predicted model, not a curated record. Bases 248 to 1345 code for a protein of 365 amino acids. Gene Ontology annotation, molecular function: alcohol dehydrogenase (NADP+) activity; zinc ion binding. NCBI's taxonomy places the organism in Eukaryota, Fungi, Ascomycota, Dothideomycetes, Pleosporales, Didymosphaeriaceae. Gene Ontology annotation, biological process: alcohol metabolic process.
CCAAUCACACACAGCAAAACUAGGUUGACAGUGGGACUGGACCCGAUUGUCAUCGGCGAUGACCUCACUGGUAAUACUGCUGCUAGUAGAGAAUGUUCGCUGGCAACUAGUGAACGACGACUGGAAAACUAUUGAUAAAGCUGCCCUGCCCUCUCAAUUGACAGGUUUUCGACAUACCUGCUUGCUCCUUUACGACAUCAACUCUAAAGUAAUUCCCAACUUAUUGAUACCCCUAUAAAUUGCCACGAUGCCCUACCCGGAGACGACCGACGCUUUCGCCGUCACUGACAUUAAGAACGGAAACUGGAGCAACUUCACACGGAAAGAGCUUCCCCUCAAGAAGUUUGAGGACUACGACGUCGACAUCGCCAUUGAGGCGUGCGGUGUUUGCGCGUCCGAUGUUCACACCAUCACCGGAGGCUGGGGAGAGGAGAUCCCGCUCCCGCUGUGCGUAGGCCACGAGGUCAUUGGCAAGGUCGUCAAGGUCGGCUCCAAGGUCAAGAACCUCAAGGUUGGCGACCGCGCAGGUGUCGGCGCCCAGAUCGGCGCGGACCUCACCUGCAACAACUGCAAAGCCGACCAGGAGAACUACUGCCCCAACGCCAUCGACACAUACGGCGCGCCCCACCCUGAUGGCACCAUCGCACAGGGCGGCUACUCCAGCCACAUCCGCGCCCACGAGUAUUUCACCUUCAAAAUCCCCGAAAACCUCGAGACCUCCAUCGCCGCACCAAUGCUGUGCGCCGGCCUCACCACAUUCUCCCCCCUCAAGCGGUUAGGCACCGGCAAGGGCAAGAAGGUUGCCAUCGUAGGCCUGGGCGGGCUCGGCCACUUCGGUGUCCUCUGGUCCGUCGCCCUCGGCGCAGAGACCUACGUGAUCUCGCACUCGGACUCAAAGAAGGACGACGCGCUCAAGCUCGGCGCAAAGGAAUUCAUCUCCUCCAACAAGGACAAGUGGUUCGAGCCGUACGCCUUUCAGUUCGACAUUAUCCUCAACUGCGCCGACGCCACCGACAAGUUCAACCUGCCCGACUACUUCAGCACGCUCAAGGUCAACGGCACCUUCCACAUGGUUGGGUUCCCGGACAACAAGCUGCAGCCGCUCGACGCGAAAGCGUUUGCGCCCAACGGGUGCUACAUGGGCGCUAGCCACAUCGGAAACAGGCCUGAGAUGGAGGAGAUGUUUGAGCUUGCGUCGAAGCAGAAUAUCAAGAGCUGGGUCGAGACAAUUGAUAUUAGCGAGGAGGGGUGCAAGCAGGCCGUGGAGCGGGUGUACAAGAAUGAUAACGUAAGGUUUAGGCUCACGCUUGUCAACUUUGACAAGGUGUUCGGAAAGAGGACGUGAGCGUGGGAAGUGGGUGAUGAUAAUGAGUGUGUAACGGUCGUUUAUGAUAGAUUAAUACCAGAGUUCUGAGAUGUACGCAGAUGCUCU